Molecule: messenger RNA, 842 nt
Organism: Orycteropus afer afer
Lineage: Eukaryota; Metazoa; Chordata; Mammalia; Tubulidentata; Orycteropodidae
Gene: CCDC125
Product: coiled-coil domain containing 125
Exons: 5
Biological process (GO): negative regulation of cell motility; negative regulation of Rho protein signal transduction
Cellular component (GO): cytoplasm
Source: RefSeq, a predicted model, not a curated record
UUGUGAAUCAGCAGUAUUUGGAGGCCCUUGCAGUGCUUGAUAUCAAACAACAGAAGAUAGCUCAGGAAAACAUGUGCCAUAGUGAAAGCAGCUGCUUCACAGAGGUGUCAGGUCUUGAGCUUGCAGUCCUGGCAGCCUGCUCUUGUCAUGGGCCUGGAGGGAGCCCCUGUUCCUGUGCCAAAAUGGCGGCAUCCACUCGCCAACUGCUCCUUCAGCUCAAGCAAGAGUUGGAACUUUUGCAGAAGAGUAAAGAAGAAGCUUAUAUAAUGGCAGAUGCAUUCAGAAUUGCAUUUGAGCAACAAUUAAUGAGGAAAAAUGACCAGGCAAUAAGACUGACACAAUUGGAUAAAAUGUGUAAAAAAGCAACAAAACAGAUAAAUUGGAAACUUCUUAAAGAGGAUGGCUUUAUAACACUAAAGAGCAAGAAGACCUUAGGGCAGAAACUGUUGGGUAUGCUCCCUUCAGAAAACAGUUUGAAGAGGACUAAAGACCAGGAUAAUCCUCAAGAAGUCUUUAAGAUGCUAAUAGAUUUGUUGAAUGAUAAAGAAGAAGCUUUGGCUCAUCAAAGAAAAGUUAGUUACAUGCUUGCUCGGGCAUUGGAAGACAAAGAUAAUGCCUCAAAGCAGAACAAAGGAAAAAAUCCUGUGACAGAGAGGUGUCCAUUCAAAAAUCCCUGGCCUAAAACUUCAGAAUUUUCUGUUUUACAUGAUCCCACAUAUUCAGAUAUCCAGAUUUUUAAUUCUGUGGGCUGCAGUUGUUCAAUCCAAUGCCAUCAAGGGGAUCAGAACUACACAAGAACUCUUAAAAAGUCCCGCUCUUUGCCAUCAGGUAUCAUGUUUUGA